GCGCACACACACACACACACACACACACACGCACGCGCGGCUGCUCGCUCUGAUAACUCAUUAAGACCCUGAAACGGAUCCGGGACGGUUCUAAUCCGGUCUGUUUUGGGGUUUAUGGGAGUUCCGGUGGUGAUGUAAAGUGAGACGCUGCUGCCGCCGCCGCCGCCGCGCGCACAGAGCAGAGAGAGAGAGAGAGAGAGAGAGAGAGAAAGAUGGCGGAGGGGGAUCUCUCCCCGGUGCUGCCGCGGUGUCGCUCCGGUUCCGACUCGGAGGGCGAGCUGUGGCUCAGUCUGGCGCGUGCCAAAACGCGCUCGUACGGCAGCACGGCCAGCGUGACGGCGACGCUCGGGGAGCGCUACAUCGAGCACCGGGUGACGGACGGAGACACGCUGCAGGGCAUCGCGCUCAAAUACGGGGUCACGAUGGAGCAGAUCAAACGAGCGAACAAGCUCUUCAGUAACGACUGCAUUUUCCUGCGUCACAGCCUGAACAUCCCGGUGCACACGGAGCGGCCGUCUCUCUUUAACGGACUGUCUCUGGAGUCUCCGGACGGAGAGGAUUCGACCGCUCAGGAGCCUCCUCGCGUCUCCCGCGCUCCCUCCACCUCCCCAUCACCCCCCACUCCUCCUUCACCUCCUCCUCCUCCUCCUCAGGGCCCCCCGGAGUCGACCCCGCGGCCCCCCCAACCGGACGAGCUCUCCGCUAAAGACUAUUUACACAUGCUGGACUUACAGAUCACUCGCUCCAAACAGGCGGCACGCAAACUCAAAGAGGACGACACGAGGGAGGAUGAAGAUCGGACACACGCGACGUCGUCUUAUCAGGAGAUAUAACCCCCGUCUGAUCACGCUUGUCGACAGCUGAGACGAUCGUAUCCAUGUAUCCCUCCAUCCAUCCUGCUAUCCAUCUCUCCCUCUAUCCCUUCAUCCAUCCAUCACGCUAUCCAUCCAUCCAUCCUGCUAUCCCUCCCUCUCUCCAUCCAUCCCACUAUCCAUCUAUCCAUACCUCCUUCCAUCCAUCCAUCACGCUAUCCCUCCCUCCCUCUCUCCAUCUCUCCCUCUAUCCCUCCAUCCAUCUAUCCUGGUAUCCAACUCUCCCUCUAUCCCUUCAUCCAUUCAUUUUGCUAUCCCUCCCUCUAUCCAUUCCUCCCUCUAUUCAUCUCUCCCUCUAUUCCUUCAUCAAUCCAUCACGCUAUCCAUCCAUCCAUCCUGCUAUCCCUCCCUCCCUUUAUCUAUCCCUCCCUCCCUCUAUCCAUCCAUGUAUCCCUCCCUCUCUCUAUCCAUCCCGCUAUCCAUAAAUCCAUCCCUCUAUCUAUCCCUCCAUCCAUCCAUCCAUCCUGCUAUCCCUCCCUCCGUCUAUCCCUCCCUCCAUCCAUCCAUCCAUCCAUUUCUCUCUCUGUAUUUUAUUUUAAAUCUUGUCCAUGAAAAAACGGACUCGUCACCUUCACUGCCUUUCACUUAUUAUUAUUAUUAUUAUUAUUAUUAUUAUUAUUAUUAUUAUUAAUAUUAUUCUGAUGAAUGCUGUUUACAUUCAGCUGUCUGUGUGGCAUUAAAGGGAUAAUCUGUAGCCGGAAACAUUAAUACGGCUAUAAAAUGAACCAAACUACCAUCUUUUCCCUCCAUUACUUCUUUGUAAAAGCUGCUGUACAGAACCGAGAUGCAAUCAGACGCAGUUAUUCCAAAUCUCUGUUAAUAUCUGACGCGUGUUUACGAGUUGCUGUUCGCUCAGUAAGACUAUACGGACGUGUGUGUGUGUGUGUGUGUGUGUGUGUGUGUGUGUGUGUGUGUGUGGGGCUGCUUGCUGACUUUUAAUUUGUUUUUAUUUAAUCUGUACAGGACUCUUAUGUACAUUUUUGCAGUGUGAAUGUGAAUUUAAACGAUGUUAUUGUGUGCUUUUGCGUUUUAAAAAGAAAUCGUAAUAAACGUAUCAGUAAAUCAUUA
This is a messenger RNA of Pangasianodon hypophthalmus (striped catfish), 1940 nucleotides long. RefSeq names its product LysM, putative peptidoglycan-binding, domain containing 2 (gene lysmd2). The record is from RefSeq and is a predicted model, not a curated record. The transcript is spliced from 3 exons. NCBI's taxonomy places the organism in Eukaryota, Metazoa, Chordata, Actinopteri, Siluriformes, Pangasiidae. Bases 213 to 833 code for a protein of 206 amino acids.